CGAGGAUAUAAAAUUUUGUCAUUUUACAGCUGAGCAAUUUUUCUAAAAUGUUAGAUAGCAAAAAUCAUAAUAAAAUUAAAAUUGGCCAUUAUAUAUUGGGUCCUACUUUGGGAGUAGGAACUUUUGGAAAAGUUAAAAUCGGCAAGCAUGAUCUGACAGGCCACCGGGUCGCUAUCAAAAUACUCAAUCGUAACAAGAUAAAAUCUUUGGACGUGGUGGGAAAGAUUCGUAGAGAAAUACAAAACCUCAAAAACUUUAGACAUCCUCACAUCAUCAAAUUAUAUCAAGUCAUUAGCACGCCUACCGACAUAUUCAUGGUUAUGGAAUACGUUCCUGGCGGAGAACUUUUCGAUUACAUCGUUAAGCAUGGAAAGCUGAAAGAAAGUGAAGCCAGGCGUUUCUUUCAACAGAUAUUAUCCGGGUUAGACUAUUGCCAUAGACACAUGGUGGUGCAUAGGGAUUUAAAGCCCGAAAAUUUGUUGCUCGACGCUAAUCUCAACGUUAAAAUAGCUGACUUCGGUUUGUCGAAUAUGAUGAUGGAUGGGGAAUUUCUAAGGACCAGUUGUGGUUCUCCUAAUUAUGCCGCGCCAGAGGUUAUUUCUGGAAAAUUAUACGCCGGAGCAGAGGUCGAUAUAUGGAGUUGCGGAGUUAUCCUUUACGCCUUGUUAUGCGGUUCGCUUCCGUUCGACGAUGAACACGUUCCAACACUUUUCCGUAAAAUCAAAUCUGGCAUAUACCAUUACCCCAAUCCAUUGUACCCUAGUUUUGAAGUGAGGGACUUGAUUAGUGUGAUGUUAAGGAUCGAUCCUAUCAAAAGAGCCACUAUCGAAGAUAUCAAACAGCACACAUGGUUCAAAAAAGAUUUACCCGCCUAUUUAUUCCCUCCCGCUAGUGACCAAGAAUCAUGUUUGAUCGAUAAGGAGGCUGUAAACGAAAUUUGCGAAAAAUUCAAGGUAAAUCCGGGAGCGGUUCAUAAAGCGAUACUUUGUAACGAUCCCACGGACAAUUUGCUCAUAGCUUACAAUCUUGCUGUCGACAACAAGCGGAUCGCCGAUGACGCCGCCGGGAAAGAUAGCAUACAAGACUUUUUCGUGGCUUCCAACACGUGCCCAUCCAGUUCCAUGUCUUAUGGUGGUCCUUCUCAAUCCUCAAAAAUUCACCCCGAACGAAUGCCUCCCCUCAAGGAAUUGAUUCCCAAUAAAUCUCAUUCCAUCAACAACUCUGACGAAAAUCCAGAAGAUAAAAAUCACAGUCCAUCCGUCAUUACAGAUAAAAAUGACAAACCUUCUCCUCGUAAAACGAAUACCAUGCGAGAAGUCAGGAGGGCCAAAUGGCACCUAGGUAUACGGUCUCAAAGCAAGCCACACGAUAUUAUGAACGAGGUGUUCAAGGCCAUGAAAAGCUUGGAUUUUGAAUGGAAGAUCGUCAAUCCAUUUCACCUUUACGUCCGUCGGAAGAAUAAACACGAUGGAAAUUGGAUAUACCUAUGUCUUCAACUUUACCAAGUCGAUCAAAAAUGUUUUUUAUUAGAUUUCAAGAGUUUGAAUCCAAAUCAAACUAUCCUUGUCGAAAAUAAAAAAGACCUCCAAAGAAGUAAAUCUGCCGAUAAUGUUCUUAAUAAUUCCGCUAGUUUGAUUUCGGGGGAUUUAAAAUCGCUCAAAAAGGAUGAAAAUAGUGCUGAAAGUGAUUCUAUAGCAAACAAAGAUGAAAUUAAGAAUGAUGAAAAAAAUGCUGACGUCGACGAGAAGGGCCCGAACGAGAAAAAAAAAGAAUCUCAGCUUGAUGACCAUGUUUUUGUACAAGCUGAAGACGAUAAUAAGAUAUAUUCUUUAACUGAUUUGGAGAGUGAAGGGGAAGAUGAUUUUCCUAAAAAAAAUGACAGCUUAGACGCUGACGAUUCUUCCGCCUUUGCCGAAAAAGAGAUUAACAUGAAUGUUUAUAGCGUCACUCAAAAGCCUAAAAAUCAUCAAAUUUUAGAAUUUUUCGAAAUGUGCGCCGAUUUGAUAGUUACUCUAGCGCGAUAAAAUUAUUGUUUUUGAAAUAUAUUCCGAUUAAUUUGCAGAUUAUUAAAUGUGAUAUACAAUUAUGGUAAAUUUCUCACAUUCUCAAAUCUCUAAAAUUUAUUAUAAAAAAAUUUAUAAUUCUCAAUUAAUUUUUUUUUAAAAAUAUGGAUCUUGUUUUUUUGUCAAUAUUUUUGCAGACAAACACUUCAUUUUAUAUUAUAAUUUUUUAAAGUUACUUUAAACAUAUUGAAACUGUAAUCUACACCUCCUUAAAUUAAAAUAUUGGUAUAGAAGGCUUUAAUUUUUUUAUAAAAAAAAUUAUUGUAUAAGAGACUCUUUUGCCAUGUAAUUCAAUAAUUGUGAAAUCUAUAAGAUAAUUAAUUACUAUAUAUUAUUAAAUUAUAUUUUUUUAAAUAAUCAUUUUAUACGGUGUUCAUCAUAUAAAAGUAUAUUAUAAAUUUCAGAGAUUAUUAAAUUAUUUUAAAAAGCUACUACUUAUUUU
Messenger RNA from Gordionus sp. m RMFG-2023, 2505 nucleotides. RefSeq names its product 5'-AMP-activated protein kinase catalytic subunit alpha-2-like. NCBI's taxonomy places the organism in Eukaryota, Metazoa, Nematomorpha, Gordioida, Chordodea, Parachordodidae. Gene Ontology annotation, molecular function: ATP binding; protein serine/threonine kinase activity. Gene Ontology annotation, cellular component: cytoplasm. The coding region runs from base 48 to 2024 and encodes 658 amino acids. The record is from RefSeq and is a predicted model, not a curated record. Gene Ontology annotation, biological process: protein phosphorylation; intracellular signal transduction. The transcript has 18 exons.